Molecule: messenger RNA, 744 nt
Organism: Cryptococcus wingfieldii CBS 7118
Lineage: Eukaryota; Fungi; Basidiomycota; Tremellomycetes; Tremellales; Cryptococcaceae
Product: deacetylase
Exons: 8
Coding region: 1-744 (247 amino acids)
Biological process (GO): carbohydrate metabolic process
Molecular function (GO): hydrolase activity, acting on carbon-nitrogen (but not peptide) bonds
Source: RefSeq, a predicted model, not a curated record
AUGCAGUUCCUCACAGUCUUCACCAUCCUCACUCUGCUGGGAAGUGCUUUGGCCAACCCUGUUUGCAAGCGUGCUACUGCCGAGGUCAUCGACAAUUGCAGCCAGGACGGCACCGUGGCUUUGACCUAUGACGACGGUCCUUACAACUAUGAGCAAGACAUCAUGAGCGCUCUCGAUGGAAACAAGGGCACCUUCUUCUACAACGGAAACAACUACGACUGUAUCUACAACCGCGCUGACGACAUCAAGGCGGUUUACAACGCCGGGCACACUGUCGGCUCGCACACUUGGUCUCAUUCCGACGUUACCACGUUGAGCGACUCUGACUUGAACUCUGAGCUGUCCAAGGUUGAAGAUGCUUUCGUCAAGAUUCUCGGUGUCAAGCCCAAGUACUUCCGACCUCCCUACGGCAACAUCAACGACCAAGCGCUUCAAGUUCUCGCUGACCGGGGUUACACCAAGGUCUUCUUGUGGUCCGAUGACACGGAGGACUCGCUUGGUGGUGGUGCUGCCAAGGGCGAGGAGGUGCUUGACGUUGUGGCCGCCGACUACCCAAACCCCCACCUCGUCCUCUCUCACUCUACUUACCAACAGAACCCUGACACUGUCCUCCCUCACUCCAUCCCCAAGCUCGAGGCCGCGGGGUACAAGAUUGUCACUGUGGGCGAAUGCCUUGGUACGGAUGAAUCGCCUUACGAGUACGUUGGCGAGCCCCAGUCGAACGAUGGGUCUUGGACUUGUUGA